AUGUUCCAGCAACGUCGACUUGGUGCACUAGGAGUUGAGUGGCGUCCUUCAUCUAUAAAAUUUGCUGUUGGUCCGGAUAUUGGUUUUGGCCAGGAUUAUCAAAUGCCAUUAUUGGAAGAUUUGGAUAGAAUGUUUGAGCCCCUACCAGAAUUCAUAGAUGCGACUUACUGGGAACCAGAAAAUGAAGUCAUAAGUGACAACACUGACUCUGAGUAUAAUGUUGCGGAGGAAUGCAGCAGUGAGGGGGAGCAGGGUAGUUUGUGUUGCAGCUCUCGCAGUGAUCCUGAUUGUAGUACAGAGGACACUGAUGCUGAACAUAGUAAAAAGGAUAGCAUUCGCAGGUCAAGAAGGAGAAAACACAAGACUGAAGCUGAACUAAUGGCAUCUUCUGAGAGGCGUUUGAAGAAAAGAAACAUGGAUGAGCGUGAUGGGUCAAUAUCUGGAAGUAAUGGAGGUAAGAAAUUGAAAGGUGUUCAGAAAGUCUCUAAGAGGAAGUCUUCCAAAGCAAAGUCAUCAAGACCUCAGCGUGUUGCUGCCCGCAAUGCUCGAAAUAUGCUCUCCAAAAUUACUGGAACAUCUACAGAUGAAGAUGAUGGAGAUGACUCAGAAGACGAUACAUCCAACAGUGAGUCAGGGCUUCAAGAUUUGAAUGUUCAAAACAGCAACGGAGACGAAUACUUGCAUAAUGAACAAGAGGAAAGUACAAAAGAAGAAAAACUUGUUUUGGUUGAGCAUAUGACCAAGCCUCCUGAACUCCCGGAAUCUCAAUCAGUUAUAGGAAAUAGGAAAAAAAUUGUCUUGAAGUUUUCAUUACGUGACUCCAAGAAGCUUGUCUCUCCAGAAGAGAGGAGACCCAAUGGUGAAAAUCAUGCUGAUUUUGUGAAUCUUUCUGGACCUAUUGAAGAAAAUAGGAUCAAGAUAAGCUCUGACAAUUUAGGGGCAUCUUCUUCAAAUGUGUCUGGCUUUGGGCUGUCUCAAUAUCAGACUAGAGUUGAUACUCCUGGUGCUUACACAGCUUCAAGCAAUGAAACUUGUAACGAGGGAGACAAAGAUUGGUCUGGAUCUGAAAAACGCAGUUGUUGUGAUCCAGUAGAUAAAAGUGACCAUUCUCAGGAAUUGAAAGAGUAUCCUCCACCAAAGAUAACAAGGUUAAAAAUAAGAACAAAAGCAAAUUUAAAGGACUCACGUAGUUCCUCUAAAUUGAAAUAUUUGAGAACAGUUGGUGACUUAACUAGCAAUGGAGAUGAUGUAAUGUCUGAAACUCCCUCUUAUCUGGGACAGGAUAAAUUAUUGGGAGUACCAGAUAGGGGUGAAGAAGGUCUGGGCAGAUCAAUUUCUCUGUAUGGUGAACACAAAAGGGAAAAGACACACAAAACUAGAUCUGAUUUAGAAGGCUUUGAUGGUGUUAUAGAAGAAAAUUCCUUACCAGCAAAUGACUAUUGUGGUUCUGGAAUUGAUCUCUCUGAAGCUGAAAAUGGUGAUGCAAUACGUAGAACAAGAUCCAUGAAGAUGAAGGCAACCCAGAGAGAGCCAAGUGCUCAAAAUCAUAACCUUACAGUGAAAAUGGGCUAUGGAUUAUUUGGGACGUCAAAGAAUGCUGCAGGUAAUGAGGUCCUAUCUGAAGAUUGGGUGUCAAGUUCAAAAAUGGCAGUCAAAUCAAGGUCGGCUAAAAACAGGAGAGGAAGGUAUUCUGAUAAUGCUGCUAUAUUUAUUAGAAGAGAAUCAAAUCAACCGGUAAGAAAAUUAUCAUGGUUAAUCUUGUCAAAGCAUGAGGAUGGUUACCGUUAUAUCCCCCAGUUAGACGAUGAAGUUGUUUAUUUGAGACAGGGCCACAAAGAGUUUAUUGAUUUAUAUAAUCCACGAGAAAAAGGUCCUUGGAAUUCAAUUAAGGGAAACCUAAGUGCAGUGGAAAUUUGCAAGGUAGAAACCCUUGUUUAUGCCAUAGUUCCUGGUUCGGGGGAUAGCUGCUGUAAAAUCACACUUAGAUUUGUAGAUCCUUCAUCUGUUGCUUUUGGCAAAGCAUUCAAGCUGACCCUGCCUGAACUGAUUAAUUUUCCUGAUUUUGUUGUUGAAAAAACGCGGUAUGAUGCUUCCAUCAAGAGAGAUUGGACUAGUGGGGAUAGAUGUGAGGUGUGGUGGAGGAAUGAGAAUGGGGAAGGCGGCGAAUGGUGGGAAGGGAAUAUUGUUUCUAUGCAGGCAAAAUCUGUUGACUUCCCGGAUAGCCCUUGGGAGAGAUAUGAAAUUAUAUACACGUCGGAGCCAACUUUACACAAACACAGUCCUUGGGAAUUGCGUGAUCUUGGCAUUCCAUGGGAGCACCCCUAUAUAGAUUUUAAUAUAAGAGAUAAACUGCUAUCUUAUUUCACUAAAUUAGAGCUUUCGGCAGAAAAAAAUCAGGAUUCUUAUGGAAUUCAAAAAUUGAAUGAGGCUUCUCGUAAGCUGGAUUUCUUUCACAGAUUUCCAGUACCACUGUGUCCUGAAAUUAUCCAGUCGAGAUUAGAAAACAACUAUUAUCGGAGCUUGAAAGCAGUGAAGCAUGACAUGAAUGUGAUGAUGGAAAAUGCCCAAGCGUAUUUUGUGUUAAGCGCUGAACUAUCGUACAAGAUGAAGCGCCUCUCUGAAUGGUUUACAGGGAAAUUGUUAAAGUUGUAG
This is a messenger RNA of Dovyalis caffra, 2652 nucleotides long. Lineage: Eukaryota; Viridiplantae; Streptophyta; Magnoliopsida; Malpighiales; Salicaceae. The record is from the annotation of a GenBank genome assembly.